GCCACAAUCAACAAAACUUAACUUUGCCACUCAUCUUCUCCAUCUCAAAACCCUAGCACCACGCUCCAGCGGCGGCGGUCAUGGCCGGCGGCAAAGUGCGGAAGCAGAGGGAGCACGGAACUCGUCAGCAUAUGCAGGGAGGUAUUCCCUUCGAGAAAUCCAAAGGACAGCACAUCCUCAAGAACCCCAUGCUCGUUGACACCAUCGUCCAGAAAUCCGGCAUCAAGCCCACUGAUGUCGUCCUCGAGAUCGGACCAGGUACUGGGAAUCUCACCAAGAAGCUCCUCGAGGUCGCCAAGUCCGUCGUCGCUGUUGAGCUUGACCCCCGCAUGGUGCUCGAGCUUCAGAGACGCUUUCAAGGCACACCUUUUUCUUCCCGGCUUAAGGUCAUCCAAGGAGAUGUCCUCAAGUGUGAUCUUCCAUACUUCGACAUCUGUGUGGCUAACAUCCCCUACCAAAUCUCAUCUCCUCUCACUUUCAAGCUUUUGUCACACACCCCACCUUUCAGAUGCGCUGUGAUCAUGUUCCAGCGAGAAUUCGCCAUGAGACUAGUCGCCAAUGCUGGCGACAACCUCUAUUGUCGGCUCUCCGUGAACACUCAGCUUCUAGCACGUGUCUCACAUCUCCUCAAAGUGGGGCGCAACAACUUCAGACCACCACCAAAAGUCGACUCCUCUGUGGUGCGAAUAGAACCAAGGCGGCCUCUCCCUCCUGUUAGCUUCAAGGAGUGGGACGGGCUUGUUCGCAUAUGUUUCAACCGUAAGAACAAGACCUUGGGUGCAAUCUUUCGACAAAAGAGAGUCCUCUCGUUGCUGGAGAAGAACUACAAGACCAUCCAAGCUCUGCAACACUUACAGAACAGCUCGAUCAAUGAACAGAAUGUAACCUCAGAAGAUGUCUUAGUUUUGGCAAAUAUGGUUGACGAUUUGAGCAUGGACAUCGAGUCUGGGAAGGAGGAUGACGAUAUGGAGAUCGAAGAUGGUGAUUUGUGUGGCGGAGAAAGGUCGGCUUUCAAGGAAAAGGUGUUGGAGGUGUUGAAGCAGGGAGACUUUUUGGAGAAGAGGGCUGCCAAGCUCACACAGGUAGAUUUCCUGUAUCUGCUCUCCCUGUUCAACAAGAUCGGCAUACAUUUUUCUUGAUGGACCUAUGAACAUGAUGGAUACGAUUUCAGAUGUUCAUCUGUUCAUUUGGUUCCCAGUUUUGUAGGAUCUUUUUAUUUGAGUUUGUCCUUAAGUUUAUCUUAUGUGUCACACUUGUGUUUAUAGGAGAUUUUGAAUACCUGUUGUUUUGAUCA
This is a messenger RNA of Dioscorea cayenensis subsp. rotundata (Guinea yam), 1294 nucleotides long. Its product is annotated as ribosomal RNA small subunit methyltransferase. The record is from RefSeq and is a predicted model, not a curated record. Lineage: Eukaryota; Viridiplantae; Streptophyta; Magnoliopsida; Dioscoreales; Dioscoreaceae. Gene Ontology annotation, cellular component: mitochondrial matrix. Gene Ontology annotation, biological process: rRNA methylation. The coding region runs from base 81 to 1139 and encodes 352 amino acids. The transcript has 2 exons. Gene Ontology annotation, molecular function: rRNA (adenine-N6,N6-)-dimethyltransferase activity.